CGAGAAGAAGCAACAGCUGAGCUGCCUCGAGCAGCAGCAACAAACACGCGCGGCACGGCACGGCAGCCUGACUCGGAAGCUACACGCAGGCCGGCCGUAGCGAGAUGAAGUCGAGGGUGGCGCUGGAGCCGCUGGCGGAGGAGCCCGGCUGCGGGGAGGAGGACGCGGCGCGCCGGCGCUCGGGCCUCCACGCGGCGCUGCACCGGUGGGCGCGCCUCCUCUCCGGUGGCGUGGCAGGGGACGACGCCCGACCGGCCGCCGACCUGCGCGUGCUCCUCUCCGUGCUCGCCUGCCCGCUCUCCCCCGUGCCCCUCCUCCCGCGCCUUCCACGCCACGUCGCGUCGUCGGCGCAGUACAUCAUCGAGCAGUUCAGGGCCACGACGGGGUGCGGGAAGCUGGAGGACGGCGCCGUCAAGAGCAUGUACGCGUCCGGCCGGGUGCGCCUCUCCAUGCUGCAGGAGCCCGGCGGUGGGGGAGGCGGCGGGCGCGGCCACGAGGGGAGCUUCGUGCUGUGGCAGCUCGCGCCCAGCAUGUGGCUCGUCGAGAUGUCCGUGGCCGGGCAGAGCGUCGCCGCGGGCAGCGACGGCCGCGUCGCCUGGCGCCGCACGCCCUGGCUCGGCGCCCACGCCGCGCGCGGCGGCUCCCGCCCGCUCCGACGCGCGCUCCAGGGCCUGGACCCUGUGACGAUCGCGUCCAUCUUCUCGACGGCCGAGCACGCCGGCGAGAAGGAGGUGGACGGCGAGGACUGCUUCGUGCUGCGCCUGGACGUGGGGCCGUCGGUGCUGUCGAGCUGGAGCGACGGAACCGCGGAGGUGAUCCGGCACGGGCUGACGGGCUUCUUCAGCCAGCGCAGCGGGCUCCUGGCGCGGCUGGAGGACUCGCAGCUGACCCGGAUCCAGUCCCCCGGCGCGGCCGCCAUGUACUGGGAGACCACCAUCGCGUCGGCGGUGUCGGACUACCGCGCCGUGGACGGCGGCGUGGCCGUCGCGCACGCGGGCACGUCCACGGCGCACCUCGCCCGGUUCGGCGUGGGCGUCCGCGCCGCGCGCGUCGUCACGCGGAUGGAGGAGUCGUGGACCAUCGACGACGUGGCGUUCAACGUGCCGGGGCUCGGCCCGGACGCCUUCAUACCGCCGGAGGAGGUCAGGAGGAGCCGGUCCUACGGCGCCGCCAUCGCAGGCGGCAAGUGAGCUCUCUCUCCGCCGUGUCAGUCAGGGCUCAAGCGUCUGUGUAACAUAGUCUGCAACUGCAUAGAGAGAGCUUUGCUGUUUGGUAGCUUCGUCGUCUUUGUCUGUCUUCCCUUUAUUUUGUAACCUGUGAGUGAGUGAGUGAGUGAGUGAGAGUGGCAUCGGUGAUCGUGCAUGUACAUAUAUGGAUCUGAUUUACCCAAAAAUAAUAAUGACAAAAAUUCUAAA
Zea mays is the source of this 1415-nucleotide messenger RNA. RefSeq lists its product as uncharacterized. The transcript is spliced from 3 exons. Lineage: Eukaryota; Viridiplantae; Streptophyta; Magnoliopsida; Poales; Poaceae. The record is from RefSeq and is marked validated. The coding region runs from base 105 to 1190 and encodes 361 amino acids.